UACCAACGCGCUGCCGUGUUGUUUUUGUGCUUCCAGCUCUCGGGAAAAGCCGCUGGGAUUUCUCUACCCGAUCCACUCUGUCCUGCGUCGGAGGGGACACGACAUCCCUUCGGAAGGCUCUGCCAAGCUGCGUUGCGACGGGAGCUGACAUUUCUGGGGCGGUUCUGAUACCUAUUGAAAUUUGGCAGAGGGAAGGGAGACGGGAGAGACGCAACCAUCAGCGAGGAAGGCAGGCCCCGUCCGGGGAUCUUAGAAACCCUGCGGUCCAUCAUGAAGUUCCAGUAUAAGGAGGACCAUCCCUUUGAGUAUCGGAAAAAGGAAGGAGAAAAGAUCCGGAAGAAAUAUCCGGACAGGGUCCCUGUGAUUGUGGAGAAGGCUCCUAAGGCCAGGGUGCCUGAUCUGGACAAGAGGAAGUACCUGGUGCCCUCUGAUCUCACAGUUGGCCAGUUCUACUUCCUAAUCCGGAAGAGGAUCCACCUGAGGCCCGAGGACGCCUUGUUCUUCUUUGUCAACAACACUAUCCCUCCCACUAGCGCUACCAUGGGCCAGCUGUAUGAGGACAACCAUGAGGAAGACUAUUUUCUGUAUGUGGCCUACAGUGACGAGAGUGUCUAUGGGAACCAUGUGUCCAGAUGGUGUCUAUCUCUAGACUUUUAUGGAUUAUAUCACAGUCACCAGACGGAUAGAAAUAGGUGGUUACAAAAGAUCCAUGGCAGGAUUCCAACCACCACCAAACCCUGCCCAGUGCACUGACUGAGAAAGUUAAGUCAGGAUUGAGAGAAAAGGAAGAAGCUCAAGCCCCACAAGCACAACACGCAGAGAAUUAUGGAAAGCUCACAGGAAUUUGGAUUUUGACAUCAAAGCCUUAAAAAUGAACACGUGUCAGUAUGGACAGAAAAACAUCAGGAUGUUGUUUCUGAUAAAGUCAAAUGGGAGCUCAUAUUUGAAUUAUGAUACAAAUUGUAUUUUGAAACAAACAGACUUAACCCACUAGCUAGGAAUGAGAUUAGGUGAAUGUUUAAAAGCUAACAAAUACAUGGCAGAUCCCAACUCUCUGUACACAUUGCAGACAGUCCCUGUAGCGCAGGAGACUUGGGCCAUUGCUCAACCAAAGUAGUUAAGUUUGGAGGUUCUCCCCGAGGUGGCCUUUUAUUUCAGUCCUCCUCAUCUCUGGAUAUUCCUGGUGGGGAAAAUUGCUCCUUGGGUGGGACAUUUCAUGCCAUUUUAGACCAGCCUUCUGAUUCUAUAGGUCCAUAAAGUUGAAUAACUUUUUUUUUUUUUUUAAGAUUUUAUUUAUUUGUCAGAGAGAGGGAACACAAGCAGGGGGAGCGGGAGAGGGAGAAGCAGGCCUCCCGCCGAGCAGGGAGCCCGAUGCGGGGUGUGAUUCCAGGACCCUGGGAUCCUGACCUGAGCCGAAGGCAGACGCUUAACCGACUGAGCCACCCAGGUGUCCCCAUGAAAUUGAAUAACCUAGCUAAGUUCAGAGCCAGACCAGAUACUUGAGUGCUGUAAUUUGGGUCUGAUGCUCUUUCGUGAACAGUAUCUCCCAAGUGUGUCUCCUGUGUUUCCUGCUAGUGAAGCUUUAAAGCUGCUUUGUAGCCUCAGGCAAUUGUGUCAGUCUUGAACUAAAAACACUUUUAGGAAAUGUCUUUUCAUUAACCUUGGCCUCAUGUGCCAGGUAAGAUUGACUUGCCCUGAUCCUUCCUUCUGGAGACCAAGGUUGAAUGAUGUGUCAGAAAGCCCAUUCUUGCCUUGGAGGCCAGUAUGACUCAGCAGCAGAGAUGAGUGAGUCCUUUGCUGUAUUCUGGUAGAAAGAUCUCAAAUACUAGUAUGUCGGGUGAGCCUAGAUGUCGGCUUCCCAAGGAUAGCCUUGCUUCAUGCACAUUUGUCCUGACUGAUUUAUUGAUGGUUCCUUAUCUCACUGUCUCAGGUUUCCCAGUGGACAAAACAUACGGUCCUACUCCUAAGUUUAAAAAAAAAAAAAAUUGAAGUUUGUUCCCCCCCAUCAAGAGAGACAACACCUGUGUCAUCCAGACAGCAUGCCCCAGUACAGCUCUGUGUGGGUGACAACGAGAAAAAAUGCCACUUUGGGCUGGCCGACUGUACUGCUUUAUUCCAUUUUUUCUGGCUCCAUGCAGAAUCAUUCUCUUCCUUUAAAGCACUGUGCACUUAAAAGCAUAGGGGUAGCUAGGCAAGCACGUGCACUGCCUUGGGCCACUCCCGGUUAUGCCUUCAUGGCCAAGUGUGAGCGGUGCUCCCCAAAGUGGGUGGUGCACAGUCCUCUGUUACAGUGACCCUUCGAACACAGUAUUUUAUUGCCGGUUGCUAUGGAAAUGUUACAUUUAUUAAGCGGUUUGACAUUGUCUUUUUAUCAUUAAGCAAAUGUAGGUAUGGUAUGACAUGGAUACGGCGCAAGUCAGCUGUAAAGAACAAAUUCAGUCACUUCUGGAAAAUAAACGAGUUGAUACAUUGAUUCCAUCCAGUGUUUACAGAACUUAAUCAACUAUUCCUAGC
Molecule: messenger RNA, 2514 nt
Organism: Zalophus californianus (California sea lion)
Lineage: Eukaryota; Metazoa; Chordata; Mammalia; Carnivora; Otariidae
Gene: GABARAPL1
Product: GABA type A receptor associated protein like 1
Exons: 5
Coding region: 271-753 (160 amino acids)
Biological process (GO): autophagy of mitochondrion; cellular response to nitrogen starvation; autophagosome assembly
Cellular component (GO): autophagosome membrane; autophagosome; cytosol
Molecular function (GO): GABA receptor binding; ubiquitin protein ligase binding
Source: RefSeq, a predicted model, not a curated record